Molecule: messenger RNA, 1036 nt
Organism: Chenopodium quinoa (quinoa)
Lineage: Eukaryota; Viridiplantae; Streptophyta; Magnoliopsida; Caryophyllales; Amaranthaceae
Exons: 2
Coding region: 231-761 (176 amino acids)
Source: RefSeq, a predicted model, not a curated record
CCUUUUUUUUUAAAAAAAGAAUAAGUAACACUGUUACAAGAAGCCCUAUGACAUUAAUAGAAAUGAAUAAAAGCCCAAGCCUUUCUUCAAAAUACAUUUUGUCCAAAAUAAUUUAGACAUAAAAAUAAAAAAAAAAAAUAAGAAAAAUGAGGUACUCUUAAUUUCCUAAAUCAUUAUUGUUCAAAGAAAAUGCUUUAAUUGAUGAGCCAAAAAAAACUAUCAAAUGAAUCAUGGCAACAUCUACAGCAUCAUCCCUCUUUCCUUUCUCAUCACCAAUUCUUCAUCAUCAUCAUCAUCAUAAUAAUCACAAAAACAACAUUGUUUCAACUUCCAUCUUCAACUACAAAUCUCAACCACUCAUUUCAUCUCUCACCUUAUCCAAACAUAAACACCUCCAUUAUUCCACUCAAAAACCCAGAAAUUUAAAAGCAUUAUCAGCUGUUUCUUCUGAAGAUGCUGCAGUAAUUCCAUCAGAAACAACCCAGGAAAUAGUCUCUGCUACAACUUCUGGGGAUGAUGGUGUUUCCAUUAUUAUUUCAAUUCUUUUGUUCAUUGCUUUUGUUGCCCUCUCAAUCCUCACCAUUGGGGUUAUAUAUAUUGCAGUGACAGAAUUUCUGACAAAAAGAGAAAGAGAGAGGUUUGAGAAAGAAGAGGAAGCUAAAAGGAGUAAGAAAGUUGGGAAGAAGGGUAAAGUGAAAGCUCGAGCUGGUCCUAAAGGUUUUGGUCAGAAGAAAAUUGAUGAUGAUUUUGAAGACGAUUAGCUAUAAAUUUUGUUUCAUUUUUGUCUAAUUGUAUUACAUCAGUUGAUGAUUGAAUCAAUAGAAAUUAAUCCCGUUAUCGAGUUCUUGAUAUUUUGCAAAUUGAUGGUUGGUAUGUUAUGAUUCUACUAGUCUACAAGACACACUGUUUUUGUUGGGUCACAGGUUUUCCAAGAAGUUGCUUGUGACAUAGCUACUCGGGAAAUGAUGUUCAAAUUUAUUUUAGGUUGCUUAUGAACAAGAAACAGCUGAAAUUGCCCAUCAUGGACGACGUUCAA